Molecule: messenger RNA, 1506 nt
Organism: Marasmius oreades (fairy-ring Marasmius)
Lineage: Eukaryota; Fungi; Basidiomycota; Agaricomycetes; Agaricales; Marasmiaceae
Exons: 8
Coding region: 1-1506 (501 amino acids)
Molecular function (GO): heme binding; oxidoreductase activity, acting on paired donors, with incorporation or reduction of molecular oxygen; monooxygenase activity
Source: RefSeq, a predicted model, not a curated record
AUGUCCUUUCUCCCUCCCUGUAGUAUUGCACCGUCUGCUGUGUUGAUCUUACUGGUCGUUGCGAGUAUUUUGAGCCUUCUGAGUCGGAGGUAUCCUUUGGAUCGGUUUCCGGGACCCCGUUUGGCGAGGUGGACGUGGCUCUACAGAGCAUACUACGACAUUGUAAUCGGUGGCGGAUGGCUUGCUCACCUCGAGAAGCUCCAUGACAUCUAUGGUCCUGUUGUGCGGGUGGGCUAUACCGAGCUGCACUUCAACGACCCCGCUGCAUAUGCGGACAUCUACACCCACACGCCUGUCCAUUACAAGGAUCCUGGCCUUUACAAUGGAUUCACCUGGACGUCGCCAUCGUCAUUCUCUGAAACGGACGUGAAGGAGCAUGCUGCCUUGAGAACCGUGUUGUCCUCCUUCUUCUCGCGGAAGAACGUGUUGGGAUUGGAGAAUAUGAUCCAAGAACGCGUCGAUCGACUUCUUGAUCAACUCAUGGCCAACCACGGUACGCGAUCCGCGGAUAUGGAUCUAGCCUUCCGUUCCCUUACUCUGGAUAUAAUAACCUUGUACACCUUCGCCAUUUCCAUCGACGCAGUGUCAGCUCCGUCAUUCCAACAUCCCGUCCUCAUGGACCUCGUGAAACACUCGAGAAACAAGUGGUUCUUCAGACAUUUUCCGCUCCUCAAACGUCUCGUCACGAACCUCCCUUCGUGGUUUGCGACCUUGACAAGGAAGAAGGCGACAUUGGCCUUCGUGCAAGAAGUAAUGCGGCUAGUAGAUAGUGCGCUAAAGCAGCUCCACAGAGGUGACGUGAACCAGUCAAACAAGAAUAUAUUCUUCAUGCUUCUCACUGAUGAACGGCGAGCCGUGAGAGCAGAGAAACUGACCAGGGCAUGGCUGGUGGGGGAAGGCCAGAAUCUCCGAGGGGCGGGAAGCGACACAGUUGCAAACACCUGCACGAUUGGCUGUAGACGUAUCCUUGGGGACGACAGAGUCCUUCAGAAAUUGCGUCAGGAGCUGGAGGAGGCUUGGCCGGACAAGGACGAGAGCAUGCCUCUUGAACGAUUGGAGAAAUUGCCGUAUCUGACCGCAGUCAUCAAGGAAUGCCUUCGUGUUGCUCACGGAGUGGUGACGCCAAUGACGCGGAUCGUCCCGGAAUCUGGGUCAAUCAUCGCCGGUUACCAAGUACCUCCAGGUACUUCCGUAGCUAUAGGCCACACCUUUGUGCACAUGAACCCGGAUAUCUACCCCGAGCCAGACCGCUUUUACCCGGAACGAUGGAUGAAGGAUGACCAUCACGCAUUAGAACGUUUCCUCGUUUCGUUUAGUAAAGGCCCUAGGAGCUGUCUGGGCAUCAACUUGGCCUGGUGCGAAUUGUAUUUGAUCUUGGGAAAUGUGUUCCGGAAGUUAGACCUUUCCCCGGUAAAUGACAUCAGCGGACGGCUUGCUAUUCUCGAUUAUUUUGUACCAUUUUACAGAGAGAAGGCCCUUGAGGUGACCGUCAAAUGCCGACAGUGA